Messenger RNA from Cyclocybe aegerita, 1545 nucleotides. Lineage: Eukaryota; Fungi; Basidiomycota; Agaricomycetes; Agaricales; Hemipholiotaceae. The record is from the annotation of a GenBank genome assembly.
AUGAGCUCUCUCACCAUCGACCCCAACCUAGCUGCACUUGCAGCCAUUGCGUUGUUCGCCUCUUUCAUAUACUUCCGCAAGCCUAUUCGGAACCCUCCAGGACCGCCUGGAUUGCCGCUGAUUGGCAACAUCCUUGACUUCCCGAAAAAGGAGUCAUGGAAGGGGUAUCUCGAGUGGGGACGUCAAUACAACAGUGAUAUCCUCCUCAUGAAAGUUCCUGGAACGCGAUUCUACAUCCUGAACUCGAUCAAGGUUAUUCAAGACUUGCUCGUUAAGAGAUCCAACAUCUACUCGAACAGGCCACACUCUACGAUGAUAAACGACCUUAUUAAAACUACCUGGUUGAUUGUCUUCAUGAACACGGACGAACGGUGGAAAUUGCAUCGCCAUCUCUUCCGAAGAGAAUUCGACAGCAUCGAGACUACUCCCGCGAACAGAUCUCACGCCCUCCGGGCUUCUAGAAGGCUCCUUCGUCGUCUUCUGACGACCUCAGAUCAUGAGGGCGAGCUCAGAUUGGCGGCUGUUGACUCGAUUCUUUCUGUGACGUAUGGCAUAACUCCCACCAGCUUCGAACAUCCUUUCAUCAAAGUCACUGGGAAAAUUAAUGCGAUCUUCGCCGACGUUGCUCGGGGAGCCUAUUUCAUUGACCGUUUCCCGGUUAUGAAGUACCUCCCAAAGUGGUUCCCCGGCCUCAGGUUCCACGAUAUCGCAGACACGGCCAAAGAAUAUGCCAAGGAAGUCGUCGCAGGCCCUUACGAGGAAAUCAAAGCUCAAGUGAACAACGGUACUGCUGUGUCAUCUGUUGCAUCUCGCUUCAUCUCCGCGCUCCAAGAUGGCGCGCAGCUGUCGAAGGAGGAAGAAGACGCUACCCGUAAUGUCCUGGCAAACGCGUAUCUUGCUGGUUCUGACACGUCCAUUGGAGUCUUAUACAACUUCGUUCUUGCAAUGGCAAUUCAUCCAGAGGUCCAAAAGAAGGCUCAGAAAGAGCUGGACAACCUCAACGGAGACCACCGCCUCCCCGACUUCUCUGACUUCGAACAUCUCCCCUAUCUUGCGGCAGUUGUCAACGAGGUCUUCAGAUGGCACCCUGUCACUCCGUUUGCGGUUUAUCACGUUUCGACCGAAGACGACACCUACAAAGGCUACCACAUUCCCAAGGGCUCUAUCAUAGUUCCGAAUGCAUACGCCGUACUGCGCGACGAAAAUAUUUUUGGCCCAGACACGGACAGUUUCAAUCCCGAGAGAUUCAUGGCAGGUACCAGCGGAAAGAGGACUCCUGAAUUCAUAGACGUCGACACUGCGUUUGGAUUCGGUAGACGUGCCUGUCCCGGACGAUUCAUCGCUCGCGAUACCAUCUGGAUUUUGGCAGCGUCGAUCUUGUCGGCUUAUGAAAUUUCUGAAGCCUACGACAUGGAAGGAAAGAAGAUUACGCCUGACAGCCCGUUGGAGUAUACAAACGCCAUGAUUAGCUUUGCACCGAAAUUCAAGGUAUCCUUCAAGCGCAGGAUUCCAGAGAGUAUGAUCCACGAUGGCAUUCUCAACUAG